UGGGCUUUGGAAAGCAACACAGAUGCAUGUAUGGAAGACUGUGGAGAUGGCCCAUGUCAAUUGUGCAGUCCCACACAAUCUUAUCCUGGCAUAAUGGGCAACCCCUACGAGAAUAAUUGCACUUUAUUGAAGAGGAAGGAUGGGCCUUUUAGUGACUGUCACUUGUAUAUUGAUCCUGAACCCUUUGUUCGUAGUUGUGAGAACAACCUGUGUCUCAGUGGAGCUGCCAGUUCAGUGUGUAAAGUGUUUGGAGCCUAUGCCAACAUCUGCCAGAGGCUUGGGGCCAGGAUCCAAAAUUGGAGAGCAAUAGCAAAGUGUCAUAUGGCUUGUCCUAUAAAUAGCCAUUAUGAGGUGUGCGGGUCGGCUUGCCAGGCAACAUGUGGUAACCCAGAUCCCAGCCAUAACUGCGGCCUUCCAUGUUUGGAAUUGUGCCAGUGCUACAGGGGAUAUCUGCUAAGUAAUGGCAAGUGUGUCUUGCCCAGCGAGUGUGGUUGUGUUCAAAAUGGCUCCUAUUUUCUCCCCACAAAGACCUUUUGGAUGGACCAGCAGUGUCAAGAGAAAUGCGUCUGCCAGCCUCAGUCCAAGACAAUUAUGUGCACACAGUCUCACUGCCAGGCUGGAGAAGUCUGCAUGGUUUUAAAUGGAGUCAUCGGCUGCCAUGCUGGGAGAGCUGGCCUUUGUGUGGCCAAAGGAUAUCCUCACUACACCACAUUCGAUGGCCGGAAAUUUGAAGUUCACGGCAACUGUAGCUAUCUGCUCACAUCGCAUUGUCCCACAUGGGGAGACCUGCAAGACUUCAGUAUCAAAUUUCAGAACCACGUCAAGGCAGGAGUUAAUGUUUCUUUUCAACAUGUUGAAAUGUCCGUGGCUGGUUAUUCCAUUGAAAUGUCACCUGAGUGGCGUAGCAAGGUUAUGGUAAACGGCCUGCUGCUGAACCUUCCUUCUGUUUUGAGCCAAGGCAAAGUAAUGCUGUACCUGAAAGGACAGUCAGAGUGUAUAGAAACGGACUUUGGUGUUGUUGUGACAUACAGCCCAGACAUCUUGACUGUCACAAUGCCCGAGGUCUUCGCUGGUAAUCUGUGUGGAUUGUGCGGGAACUUUAAUGAUGACCCACAGGAUGACCUGGUGACAGAUGACUUUGAUAUUACUCAAGCAGUCAGAUACUGGAGAACCAGUAGUGAACAUGAAUGUUGGGAUAUACCCAUGAGCACCUCGGGCUGCAGUCCACAAAAGCAGGAUCUUUAUCAGGGAAAGGAGUUUUGUGGGAGGUUAAUGAAUCCUUUGGGGGCAUUCCAGAGCUGCCACAAAAUAGUAGAACCACAAGAUUUCUAUGAUAACUGUGUUUAUGACCUCUGCAAUGGUAACCAGACAACCCUGUGCCAGAUUCUGUCCCGCUAUGUUGCCGUAUGUCAAGAAAUGGGCGCUGUAGUGCAUGAAUGGCGAGAUUCCAACUUUUGCUCUGUAACAUGCCCAUCUAAGAGUGAAUACCACCUCUGUUCUACCCACAUGUUUGCCUGUGCCCGAAACGCAAAUCCACUUUCAGAAAGAUGCAAGGAAGGCUGUUUUUGCAAGCCUGGGUUUUUCCAAAGUGGUGGGGAAUGUGUACCAAAUUCUGAAUGUGGUUGCAAUUAUAAUGGUGUUUACUACAAGAUCCAUGAAAACUUCUACCCUGAUGAGAACUGCCUUCGGUCCUGCGCAUGUGUGGGCCACAAUAUAGUGCAAUGUAGACACCACACAUGUCCUGCCAGAAUGAAAUGUGUCAUCAAACAUGGCCGUCGUGCAUGCCAUGGCUCACAUUUGAAAUGCACCGUCAUGGGUGGCAGACACUUUCAGACCUUUCAGGGGCAUUCCUUUGAUUUGAAUAUGGGGAUUUUGCAUCACCUCUUGUUCCAGCUCUGUGAUGAACCUGAGCUUUCUGCUUCUAUUUAUGAAGGCCAGCUGCACCUUAAAAUCCAUGACAUGAACCUGACACUGUCCGGAGAGCAUUUUGGAAAAGUUGAGAUCGACGGUCUUAUGAAGGCGCUACCUUUUUAUAUGAAUGGUGUAGCAGUACUGCCUUCUGGCUCACUGACUCAUAUCAUUGCUGCAGACCUGAGCACUGUGGUCACCUUUGGAGGACCCAAUUUAAUACAAUUGACUAUUCCAGCCACACACAAAAGACUUUGUGGCUUGUGUCAAAUUGGUACUACUGGUGCUACAGAUGACCAAGGAAGUAUGAUGUCCGAUGACUCCAUGCAUACAUCAUCCCUGUGCUUUUCUCCUACUGGAACAAACUGCGCCGUUGAAUGUCAUGAUUGUGUUUUAUGCAACUCCAUUACGGAAUUUAAAUCGGAUGGCCUCUGUGGCAUGUUGCUUGCUCCUGGAGGCUUUUUUGGGAUUUGCCAUUCCACAGUAGACCCAAUGCCAUUCUUCCACAACUGUGUGAAAGAUUUGUGCAGGUCAAAUGACACUGAAACGUUUUGUGACAGUUUGAGGCAGUACACGUUUGCUUGCCAGGAUGCAGGAGCUGAGGUCAAACCAUGGAGGGGUGACAAGUGUGCACUUUCCUGCCCUGAGCAUUCUCACUACAAUGUAUGUGGUAAUGCAUGCUCAGAGUCCUGCGCAAUAUCUGAUGUACCCUGUCCAUCGACCUGCUAUGAGGGAUGUCAGUGUGACUCUGGAUACAUGCAGAGUGGGAAUGGCUGUGUCAGACCGAAGCGAUGUGGAUGUUUCUACCUCGGGCAGCACUAUAAGGUUGGGGAAAUUCUGUGGACUGUCAACUGUUCCAAGCAGUGUACCUGCUGCUCCCCUGCCACCCUGUGCUGUAAAGCAGCUUUUUGCCCCAAGGGGCAGAACUGCAUAUUUGAUAAAAAUUGGCAAUGUGCAGAGAGAAAAAACUUCAUCUGCCCAGUAAAUAGCCAUUAUGAAUCCUGUGGGACAGCCUGCCCUGCGACCUGUGAAGCACACUUAAAUUCAUUCUGCACUGAAGCAUGUGUGGAAGGAUGCCAGUGUGACUCUGGCUUUCUUCUUGAUGGUGGCAUCUGUAUCACCCCAUCUCAGUGUGGCUGUACAUACAAUGGAGACCAUUACCACAGCAACGCGACCUUUUGGGCUGAUGAGUCGUGUACUCAACACUGUAUAUGUAAUGCCUACACGCACCAGAUUCAUUGCCGUGAUGCUUCUUGUGAUGAGGAUCAGUAUUGUGGCAUUCAAAAUGGAGUCAGAAGCUGUGUGCAGCAUCAUUAUCAGAUGUGCCGCUACACUGGUCAUCGUGUACUCACCUUUGACAAGCGUGAGUAUAAUUUCCUUGGCACCUGCAGGUAUCAGUUACUGGGCAUCUGUGAACAGUUGCCAGGUCUUGAUGUCAUCACAGUUGAUGUACAGGCAGAUACAUAUAAUCAGUCACAAAUGGUCUUGGUUAGCAUAAAUGGACAACAAGUGCAACUGGAUAACAAAAAUCCAGAAACCAUUGAGGUUGAUGGCACAAAGAGGAAUAUGCCAUUUUCUGCCAAUGGAACGACAUUGGUGUUUUCAAUGGGGCUGCACAUUUAUGUCUAUUCAACAUUUUUCUUUUUAAGUAUUAGCAAAGAAGGGAUCGUAGUCAUUAAUCUCUCCAGUAAAUAUGCUGAUGCCACUUGCGGCCUGUGUGGCAACUUCAAUUCUGAUCUUGCUGAUGACCUCACAGUAAAUAGCACAUGGGAGCAUCUCACUCCAGAGCAAUUUGGAAGAGCUUGGAGACUCGGACAGAACCGCGGGUGUGUGGAAGGCUGCCUUGGUGGAAGCUGUCCAAAUUGUUCAUCUGAGGCUUUGCACCCCUUCUCUGACCCAGUGGCUUGUGGGAAGAUUCUAGAAGUUAAUGGACCAUUCAGACACUGUCAUAGCAAAGUGGACCCUUCCAGCUUUUACAAGAGCUGCGUCAGUGACCUGUGUCUUUAUGGAGAUGUGCAGCCUGCAGUGUGCCGUUCCCUGGCAGAGUAUGCUGAUGUCUGCCUUCAUCACAAGGCUUUAGUUUAUGCCUGGAGGAGCUCUGAAUUUUGCUAUGAUGCAUGUCCCUCCAGUACCAGCUACAACAUGAGUAACUCCCCUGUUGACAUUUGCCUUGACUGGCUUAACUUGACAAUUCAGGUCCCUCCCAACAUUGGGGAGAACUGUCUCUGUGGAGCAGGUUUAGUCCACAGUGGAAGGAACUGUGUCAAUCCAGCCAACUGUGGCUGCUGGCAUGGAAAUUCAGAAUACAUCUUACCUGGACAAGAGAAGUCUACAUGUGAGCAAAGGUGUUUGUGUCAUCCUGGUGGAAACCUGACUUGUGUUGAUGUAUCAUGUAGUCAGGAGGAAGAGUGUACCCUUAUCGGGGGCAUUCUAGGUUGCCACCCCAAAGUUAAAAUGGCCAACUGCUACAUUAAUGGAUCCCAGUUGAGUACAUUUGAUGGAUACUUGUAUGAGUUCCGUGGCUCGUGCAACUACAUUCUGGUUCAAACAUGCAAGGACCUGACUAUGGAGCCACUUAUGAUUACCAUCAAUGGUAACCAGAGUGAAGGCAAACAGAUUUAUCUGCAAUUCAAUAAUAUGACUUUUAUGAUGUCAACUGCUUAUCCUGAAAACAUCCAAGUUAAUGAAAUAUAUGAGAAUCUCCCAUUCUCGAGGAACAAUGUAACUGUGCAUCAAAAAAAUGAAUGGAGAACUGUCAAGGUUGGACACCUGGUAGAGAUUACUUCUGACCUCGGCAACUAUGUAGCGGUCAAGCUACCAAAGGCUUAUCACCAGACAACAUGUGGUCUUUGUGGAAACUACAAUGAUGAUCCCUCGGAUGACAUGCAGCUACCCAAUGGCACCACUGUCUCCGAUCCAGACAUCUUUGGGCAAUCAUGGAAGUUGUCAGGCUCAGAAUCCUCCUGCAGCGAAACAUGUGACAGCACCUGCCAACGCUGUCGAUCCCCUGUGCCAGAGUAUACCUCUAACCUGUACUGUGGCCUUCUUACCCAGCCAAAGGGGCCCUUCUCCUCUUGUCACAAUUCGACAUGCCCACAGAAUUAUUACACCCAGUGCCUGAAUAACCUCUGUGUCGCAGAAGGCGAAAAACAAGCUUUAUGUGAAGCUUUAGAAGUGUAUGAUGCGGCAUGCAAAGUGGCUGGUGUGAAUGUUGACCCAUGGAGGAACAUCACAGGCUGUGCUCAGGAAUGUCCUCAGUUCAGCCAUUUCAGCCAGUGUGCCAACGUUUGCUCCUCCCUCUGUCCCGAGAUCAGCUUUUCUGCACAGUGUCCCAGAGACUGUGGGGAAGGAUGCCAGUGUGAUGCUCAUCACCUUUAUAAUGGUCAAGCAUGUGUGCCAGCCAAGCAGUGUGGCUGCAUGCAUGAAGAGAGGAGGCUUAAGGCCUCUGAAAGCGUACUUCUACCAAACUGUACUGUGAACUGCACCUGUGGGCCUCCACUUAUCUGUGAGGAAUACAAGUGUCCACCACUGCACAGUUGUAUGGUUUUAGACGGACUGUCUGGCUGCCAUAAAGAUGAGCAAGGCCAAGAUUCCUGUGCAGUAAAGUGUGACAAAUCGGAGCGUUGCCACAUGAGCAACGGUGAAGCAGUUUGUGAGAGUCGUCCGGGUCUGUGUUGGACCUGGGGAAGCCAACACUACCACACCUUCGAUGGAUUAAACUAUGACGUCAAGGGUACCUGCACAUACCUGCUUUCAGGCAGCAGAGGUGCAGCAGGUGGAGCGACACCUUUCUUGGUGUCUAAGAAAAGUGACUGCAAAGAAGUGUCCUCUAUGCAGCUGGUGACUGUGCAAGCAUAUGGCUUUGUCAUAAAGUUUGGAGACAAGGACAGUGUAUACGUUAAUGGUCAAGUAAAUUAUAUUCCUGUUACUCUUCUUUGGGGUAAGAUUGAAGUUUCUAACAAAGAGGGCAAAACUCUACUGAAGACUGACUUCGGGCUGCGUGUACUGUUUGACUGGAAUACCACUAUUCUUAUAACGCUGGACCCCAACUAUAAGGAUAUUGUCUAUGGGCUGUGUGGCAAUUUUAAUGGUGAUACUCAAGACGACUUUGCAAUUCAUUUGCACGGAGUCCGUCUCGCUAAAACGAGCGUGGAGUUGGCUCAAGCUUAUCGCGUUUUUGAUGGUGAUCAUAACUGUUGUACUGGUUGUGAAAAGAAUGCAUUGGAUAACUCUACAUUGCUGGAAGAUUUGUCAAAUGGAAUAGUUGUCACUCGGAGAAGUCAUUGUGAUGAUCUCAUUGAUCCAGCUGGUCCAUUUGCACAUUGUCACACUCAUCUCAGCUCGGACUCCUUUUAUCAAAGUUGCAUAGCGGACCUCAUACAAGGCAGAUCAGAGGCUUUUCUUAAACAGGCCACAACAUCCUAUUCUGUAAUUUGUGAAGAGCUAAGUGAUUACGUAGCCCCCGAACUGACAAUUGUUGCGAGAUGUCCACCAAACAGCCACUACAAGACUUGUGGGUCAGCCUGUCCCCCAACCUGUGAAUCUAAAAAGAGAGUCUGUCAUAGUGCUUGUGUCCAAGGCUGCUUCUGUAACCCCGGUUUCAUCAACAGUCCGGAGGGUUGCGUGCCUCCUAAGCAGUGUGGUUGCACCGACCCCAGAGGCAAAUACCACCGCCUGAAGUCCACUUUCUGGAUCCCAGAUGACUGUGGACAACUCUGCAUCUGUAAAUCAGGAGAACCUAAGUGCAGUUUAUCUCGGUGCCCGAAAGGAAUGUCCUGCAAGCAACUUCCUGACAAAAGGAUGUGUCAAGCUGACAAACCUCAGAACUGUAGUAUUGUCACUGGGAUGCACUUCACCACCUUUGAUGGACAUAGUUAUGACUUUAGGGACAGCUGUGCCUAUGUUUUAGUCCAAGCAACCACCAAUAUAAAUGGAUCUGAACCAUUCAACAUCACUAUCUCGGAUGCAAGUUGCCACAAAAGAUUCUUUCAUAGCUUAACUUUAACACUUUCAAUAUACAAUUUGAAAGUAGUCGUUGGCAAAGGUGACUCUGACAAAGUGCUGGUCAAUGGACUGCAUAAGCCUUUGCCAUACUCGCACCAUACAGGACAUUUCACUGCUUACCAAACACCUUCAUCUCUAGUUAUUCAUGUUGAUAUGGGAUUGCAGGUGACGGUCUAUAAAACUGGCACUGUGAUGGUGGGCCUCCCAAGUAGUUAUGAAUCAUUUGUUCGCGGUCUCUGUGGGAAUGCCAACUCUGACCCUUAUGAUGACCAAAUCAUGCCAGAUGAAGAGGAAGCUCAAAAUACACUCGAGUUUGUUCACAGCUGGAGAUUGGGAGGCGCGAUGGCCUGUAGGUCUCGCUGCACUUCCAGACCGAAGAACUGCCCUGCGGAUGCACGGAAACGUUUUGAAGGAACUAAUUUUUGUGGGAUACUCAGGGAUGAGUUUGGUCCUUUUGCAGAGUGCCUUUUAGUUCUGAGUCCAAAGCUGUACUUCCACAACUGUUUAGCAGACGCCUGUUUUUAUGGAGGACAUUAUUUAGCACUUUGCAAUUCCAUCACAGCCUUUGCAGCUGCCUGCCAAGCAGCUCAGUUGCCUAUCAGGCACUGGAGGAGUGAUACCUUCUGUGGUAUGACAUGUCCCAAAAAUAGUCACUACGAACUGUGUGGACCUCGAUGUCCUGUUGUAUGUGAAGGACUUUCCUCUGCAACAAAAUGCAGUGGCGGUUGUGAGGAGGGUUGCCAGUGUGACCCUGGCUUUGUCCUCCGUAAUGAUCGUUGUGUACUGGUAGCAGACUGCGGUUGCUUUUAUGAAGGACAAUACCAUCCCGCUGGUUACUUUUCAGAACCAAAAAACUGUCGCAUUUGUUACUGUCGUGAGGGGAAAGUGACUUGCAGACCAUCACUCUGUAGACCCAAAGAGCCUUUCUUGUCAAGUGAUGGCCUUUUUGAGCCAACACCUCGGCAUCAUGGAGCAUGUGAAGUUUUUGCUGGGUUUGGCUACGUCACUUUUGAUGGUUUGGUUAUACGUCACCAUGGCGCUUGCACCUUUUUAGUGUCUGAACGCUCUCCCAAAGAUAUACAUGGCCACAGUCUGCUGCUUAGCUUUGAGGAGGGUGUAGAUGACUCCGUUUUUACUGUCAGCAAGGUAGAAUUUAUUCUGGCUGCAGUGGAAAUAACCAUCAAUCCAGAAGCGCCUUGGAAAAUACAAGUAAAUGGCGAGGACUUCAAGGUGCCCUACAGUAUUGAUGUACUUAAAGCUUAUGAAGAUGGUGGUCGGUUGAUCAUCACAUCUGUGGCUGGGGUGAGUCUUGAGGUGUCCUCCACAAAGUAUCUCAGGCUGAGCAUACCUCAGGAUUAUAAUGGCACAACUUCAGGCCUUUGUGGGAAUUUCAAUGGGGACAAAUCUGACGACCUGCAACUACGAAGUGGUUAUCUAGCCAAAAAUAUUUCAGCAUUUUUCCAUGACUGGUCUAUUGUUGCUCCUGGAUGGAAUUGCAGUGGGUCUUGUGGAAAGGACUGUGGUCAGUGCACAUUGUCGGCAAAGGCCGAAACAAUUUGUGACAUCCUCUUGACCACACAUACUGAAUUCAAUUACUGCUGGAACAAGGGUGUUAAACCCCAAGUAUACAGAGACAUGUGCCUCAGAGCCAUUUGUGGUGGGGCUGCAUAUACUGAAGCAGUUUGUCUAGCAUUGGAAGCCUACAUGGCAGCUUGCCAGGCCAAAGGAGUAAAUGUCGGUUCCUGGAGAGAAAACAGCCCUUGCUCUUUCAAGUGUCCUGACCGCAGCAGCCCAAGUCAGUGUGUUGACUACAAUUCCAACUCAUGUCCUGCCCUGCUGCAUCCCGAGUCCUCAGCAGAUGGGUGUUCAGAAGGAUGCCGGUGCCAGAAUGGGAAAGUGUUUGACGAGGGCGAAUGUGUACCGGUCAGCCAGUGUGGGUGUGUGCUUCAUGGUAAAUAUAUUAAGAUUGAUGAGCAGCUGUACAGCGAGAACUGCACAGAGAGAUGCUGGUGCCACCCUCAAGGCGGCGCCUUGUGUGAGAAGGCUGCUUGCAGCCCUGGGCAGUUGUGCUCUCUGAAGAACGGCUACUGGAGUUGUGUUGGCCGGGAAGUCUGUCAACUCAAAGACAGCCUACAGCUCUCCACUUUCAACGGGCAGCAGCUGAGCUUGGCACCACAGACGCCUUACCAACUGAUAGGCCUUUGCGACGAGACCUCUAAAAAUUGGUUUAACCUCAUUUCUUACUAUGGACGCUGUGAUAGACGUGGCAGCAGGCUUGUUACAGUGUUCCAAAUCCUCCUUGUGGGAUCCUCAAUUGUUAUCCAGGAUGGCAUUGUGAAGGUGAAUGGACACCUUGUGCCUUUGCCUUACACUUUGCCUUUAGGGGUGUCCCUGUCAUCUGCCAUGGCCCAGGACAAGUCUGAAGUGGUAGUGGUCCUGACGAGAGAGGCUGGACUGGAAUCAGAGUUGGAAAUGGAGAUCGGAAUCACUAUGGCCACUCUCAAGGCAGCUCCUUGGUAUGCUGGAAAGUUAUGUGGCAUCUGUGGAAAUCUGAGUGACCCCCAAUGGCAUACAUCGGUCAAGUCAUGGGCGCUUUCAGACUUUCAAGGCUGCCUGACUCUUUGAAACGGCAGCGUUUCCAUUUAUAAUGUUGACUCAUCCAAUAAAACGAUUAAAAU
Hippocampus comes (tiger tail seahorse) is the source of this 9590-nucleotide messenger RNA. It is a transcript of the gene fcgbp, whose product is annotated as Fc gamma binding protein. Gene Ontology annotation, cellular component: extracellular matrix. The coding region runs from base 31 to 9537 and encodes 3168 amino acids. Gene Ontology annotation, molecular function: protein binding. The record is from RefSeq and is a predicted model, not a curated record. NCBI's taxonomy places the organism in Eukaryota, Metazoa, Chordata, Actinopteri, Syngnathiformes, Syngnathidae. The transcript is spliced from 23 exons.